AUGGAUAAACUAGUGGGUUUAAUAAAAAAAGCGCCAAAAUCACGUGACUACAAUGACGAUGACGUAAUAGAUCGAUUGAGUUCCAGGUACACGGUUGUCAUGUUGAUUUGUUUCUCGUUGCUCGUUAGCAUGAACCAGUACGUGAGGAAUCCAAUAACAUGCAUGAUACCCUCCUCUCUUAAAGGUAACGAGAAGUUUGCGACGAGUUUCUGCUGGAUUCGAAACACUUACUACAUAACGUGGGAUACAAUACUGGAGCAGGCUGGUCGCAAUUCAAACAAACAAACCGUUGCUUAUUAUCAAUGGAUACCUUUUGUUCUCGUUGCUCAGGCAGUUUUAUUCUACCUUCCAUCAGUCAUAUGGCACAGUUUGAACAGCAGGUCCGGUGUCGAUGCUGACAACAUUCUAGCAGCCGCCCACACAUUUUCAUUAACUGAUAAAGUGGAGACGAGAGAUCGAACGAUGAAAAUGCUUGUUCAGCAGAUACACAGAUUUCUUAAAAGCCACACGGUCGAUCAUAAAAAGAAAAGAAAGAAAAAUUGUUGCGGUUGCAAGGGGAGGCAGUGCGUUGGCACGAGAAUUGGCAAUUACUUGGUAAUCAUCUUCAUAAUAUCCAAAAUCUUCUAUCUGCUAAAUAUAUUCGCCCAGUUAUAUUUCCUCGGAAGACUCAUGUCGACCAACUUCUUCCAAUUUGGAUUUCAUCUCUUUUCCCAGAUUAUUGACAAGAUCGAUUGGACCAUUGAGGAGGAAGUUGUUUUCCCAAGGGAAACUUAUUGCGAUAUCAAUAUAAUAGGCCUAGAUGCGGGGAAUCGUCAGAACUUCACACUUCAAUGCGUGCUGCCGGUGAACGCGUACAACGAGAAGAUCUAUUUGUUCCUCUGGUGCUGGAUGAUGUUCCUCGCCGUCGCGACCUCCUGCUGCUUGCUCAUGUGGCUGCUCAGAAGUCUCUGCACUGCAGACAGGGAGAGGUUUGUUAAGAAUCAUGUCCUGGAUGCCACUGGAUUGAAACAAGAACAAAAAAAUUUAGAACAACAACCGGCCUCAAAACAACCGAAAUCUACAUACGACACAGUUGUAUCACAAGAGAGAUCCGGGAAACUAUCCAUAGAGAAACUAUCAAAUGCCAAUGAUAAAUCCUACACACAUGGACAACCCAAUCCAAUUAGAGGGGCAGAUUACAUUGUCUUGAUAGCAAGCGAGGAUGUGCACGAAUUCAACCGCAACAUAAAAAGGUUUUGCCGGAAGUAUCUCAUGCAAGAUGGCGAACUACUCCUGAGACUGAUAGCUCACAAUACAGAUCACGUGACCACCACAGAAGUCAUUUACGAGGUGUGGAAAAAUUGGCUAGACGUGGAGAAAAGUAUGGAUAAAAAAUGGAGCGUCAGCGGUGAAUCGAAGAGAGAGAAGAAGAAAGGCGAGGAAAAGUUGGAAAAGACGAACAACACAGAUGCAGCGGGACAUCUUUUCAAGGGGUUCAUGAAGAAUAAAAAUAACAAAAAUAUUUCAAACGUUUGAUUGGUUGAAUUUGUUAGUAGUAUGUAAAAAUUUUCACGAACAGAUUUUUUUAAUAUCGAAUAUUGUUGAAUACUUCAAUAAUAAUAAUAUUUAAUUUACAGUAUUUAUAUCAAUAUUUUUUCUAUUAAGAAUAAAAUGAUACCUAUUUUGAGAAAUUGAUUCAAUUAACGACUUAAUUCGUUUU
Messenger RNA from Helobdella robusta, 1699 nucleotides. RefSeq lists its product as hypothetical. Lineage: Eukaryota; Metazoa; Annelida; Clitellata; Rhynchobdellida; Glossiphoniidae. The record is from RefSeq and is a predicted model, not a curated record. The transcript has 7 exons. Bases 1 to 1515 code for a protein of 504 amino acids.